Lampris incognitus (smalleye Pacific opah) is the source of this 2383-nucleotide messenger RNA. It is a transcript of the gene ptger2a, whose product is annotated as prostaglandin E receptor 2a (subtype EP2). Gene Ontology annotation, biological process: positive regulation of cytosolic calcium ion concentration; cellular response to prostaglandin E stimulus; adenylate cyclase-activating G protein-coupled receptor signaling pathway. NCBI's taxonomy places the organism in Eukaryota, Metazoa, Chordata, Actinopteri, Lampriformes, Lampridae. Gene Ontology annotation, cellular component: plasma membrane. The coding region runs from base 216 to 1322 and encodes 368 amino acids. Gene Ontology annotation, molecular function: prostaglandin E receptor activity. The record is from RefSeq and is a predicted model, not a curated record. The transcript has 3 exons.
CUGCCGCCCCACAGCCAGCGGGAAGACGCCGCUGUCGCAACGUUCGGCGUGUGUUGGAGCAGAUGGGCUUGAUGUCUCGGGGUAACUAAUCCACACGGACGGAACCAGCCAGCAGCAGGAGGGGCACGCGGCUCCGGGACCCUCGCCCAGCUGAAUGAGUGUAACCCGACACCGUCUCCACGUCAGCUCCACCUGUAUACCGCACCGUCAGCAGCAUGGACACUGAGAACGACCCCUGCCACCACAGGCGCCACAUCGACUCCACCAAGAGCCCCCUCAUCAGUGCCAUCAUGUUCGCGGCGGGGGUCGUCGGCAACGUCGCCGCCCUCGCGCUGCUGGAGAGCCGGCGGCGGCGGGAGACGGAUGGCGCGCGGCGGCGCUCCUUGUUCCGCGUGCUCGUCACCUGCCUCGUGCUGACGGACCUGGCGGGCACGUGCCUGGUCAGCCCGCUCGUGCAGGUGUCCUACACGCUCAACCUGACGCUCGUGGGCAUGUCGGAGACUCCCGCGGUGUGCGCGUACUUCGGCGUUAGCAUGACGUUCUUCAGCCUAGCCACGCCGGCGCUUCUGUGCGCCAUGGCGCUGGAGCGCUGCCUCGCCAUCGGCCACCCAUACUACUACAGCCGCCACGUCACCAAGAAAGGCGGCUACAUCGCCGUCCCGCUGGUGUUCCUGCUCAGUGCCCUGUUCUGCCUCCUCCCUUUCGUGGGCUUCGGCGAUUACGUCCAGUACUGCCCCGGGACCUGGUGCUUCAUCGACAUGAACCCCAAGCGGUGGGAGGACCGGCUCUACGCUAACGUGUACGCCACCGUCAUGCUAGCCCUGGUGCUGGCCAUCGUGGCCUGCAACUGCUUUGUGGUGUGCCAGCUGGUGAGGAUGUACCAGCGGAGGAGGAGGAACGGAGGCUCCGUGACCGUGACCACGCGGUCCAAGAGGGACAGGAGGACGAUAUCGAUGGCUGAGGAGGUGGAACGAGUUAUCCUGCUGGUCUUCAUGACCGUCAUCUUCAUCAUCUGCACGCUGCCCUUAGUGAUCCGUGUAUACAUAAACUCUACAGGACAGCGUAAAGAGUCUCACCGCCUGGAUCUCAACGCCCUUCGUUUUAUUUCUGUCAACUCCAUCAUCGACCCGUGGGUCUUCAUCUUCCUCUCCCCCAGUGUACUGCACUUCUGCUGGGCCUCAGUGUGCCGAGCUUCGCUUGUGAUGCCUAGGAGCUCCGUGUUUAAAUCGUCAAUAGGCAAAGAGCCAUGUAACGGUCAGCUUGAGCUGUGCCGCCCAGCUCUGGACUACAGUGGGCCUGUAACAUCCCACCAAAGCCUAUGACGUAGCAUUUAGUGUUAGUGUGAUGCUGACCCUCACCAGUGUAGUGGCACUGACGCCGUAUAGCGGUUCCCUGGUGUGAACUUCCUGAGGAACACCCCCCCAGAGGCAUGGCGCAGUGACAAUUACUGGACCGUGUGUGUUCAGCUCAGUUGUGGCAUAAUGCUGGUGAGUAAAGCCUGAGGUUCAUGUGCUGCAUCCCGAGCUCCUGAUGGGUCAGAAUGGUUCUCCUGUGUGGCGGGCGCUUCCAUCAGCGCCAUCAGGCGGGAGUUUCUGAUCAUGGGACCUGUGUUGCUAGCCAGUGUGUGUGUCUCCUCACUGCAGCCACAGCAGCUGACUCGCUCGUGGGAAGUGAGAUUGGAUGUUGUAAACGGAGGUGAAACCGACUUUAUUGGGUUUUUUUUGUUUUUGGUUUGUGGACCAAAUGAUUGUGUUUUUUUUAUAUAUAACUAUUGUAAUAUGACAAAAUAUCAGACCUUAAUCCAAAUAGGCCUUUUACAUUUCCAGUAAAUACUCCUGGGUUGGGUGGAAUGUCAGGCUACAGACGUGCUCACCAAAGCUUCGUGUUUCAUGGGACGCCAUCCAGAUAAGGUCCACAAAGUUGUUUUUCAGAGCCUGAGUACAUACGAAUACAUAUCUGAAAACCCGCUGCACUGUACGACGUUGCAUUAGUUUGUAUAUCUUAUGUAAUGCUGAGGUCACUUUUAAAAGCUCCAGCUAUGAGACUGCAUUUCAUUUGCUGUCAGUUCAAGGACCCUCUCAAGGGAACUUUCGUCUUCAAAACUUGAAUCUUUUUUGCCUCUUAUUAUUGUAUUAAUGUACCAUUGGUAGUAAAUGUUAUUUUGUAUUUAUGGUAUAACUGUGAGUAAACUUGUCAUAUUCAAAUGUUUUAUUAUACUUCAAGUUACAUCAGAGGUGUUUAUAAAGAUAAUUAUCCGUGCUCUUUCGUUAACAGAGAGUCCUACUCUGCAGCUACGAGCUUUGGCAACUGACAUAUUUAAUGUGGACGGCACAGUCACUCAUAAAUAAAGGCAUUAUUUGAAGGUAGCAGCUGUGUCUCUAUU